AUGAACAACUUUAUCCUCCUGGAAGAACAACUCAUCAAGAAAUCACAACAAAAGAGAAGAACUUCUCCCUCAAACUUUAAAGUCCGUUUCUUUGUUUUAACCAAAACCAGCCUGGCAUACUUUGAGAAUCGUCACGGGAAAAAGCGCACAUUGAAGGGCUCCAUUGAACUCUCCCGAAUCAAAUGUGUCGAGAUUGUGAAAAGUGACAUUAGCAUCCCAUGCCACUAUAAAUAUCCAUUUCAGGUUGUGCAUGACAACUACCUCCUCUAUGUGUUUGCUCCAGACCGUGAGAGCCGGCAGCGCUGGGUUCUGGCCCUUAAAGAAGAAACAAAGAAUAACAACAGUUUGGUGCCCAUGUACCAUCCUAAUUUCUGGAUGGAUGGGAGGUGGAGGUGCUGUGCUCAGAUGGAGAAGCUUGCAGUGGGCUGUGCUCAGUACGAUCCAACCAAGAAUGCUUCAAAGAAGCCUCUUCCUCCUACUCCUGAAGACAACAGGCGAUCACUUCGGGAACCCGAAGAAACCAUUGUCAUUGCCUUGUAUGACUACCAAACAAAUGACCCACAGGAACUCAUGCUACAACGCAAUGAGGAGUACUACCUGCUGGACAGUUCCGAGAUUCACUGGUGGAGGGUACAGGACAGGAAUGGGCAUGAAGGAUAUGUACCAAGCAGUUAUCUGGUGGAAAAGUCUCCAAAUAGCCUGGAAACCUAUGAGUGGUACAAUAAGAGUAUCAGUCGAGACAAAGCUGAAAAACUUCUUUUAGACACAGGCAAAGAAGGAGCCUUCAUGGUACGAGAUUCCAGAACUCCAGGAACAUAUACUGUAUCUGUUUUCACCAAAGCCAUUGUAAGUGAGAACAACCCCUGUAUCAAGCACUAUCACAUUAAAGAAACAAAUGACAACCCCAAGCGAUAUUAUGUGGCUGAGAAGUACGUGUUUGACUCCAUUCCUCUCCUCAUCAAUUAUCACCAACACAAUGGAGCAGGUCUGGUCACUAGACUCCGGCACCCAGUUUGUUCUUGGAGGCAGAAAGCACCAGUCACUGCGGGACUGAGAUACGGGAAAUGGGUGAUUGAUCCCACUGAGCUCACUUUUGUGCAGGAGAUUGGCAGUGGACAGUUUGGGCUGGUGCAUCUUGGCUACUGGCUUAACAAGGACAAGGUGGCCAUCAAAACCAUUCAAGAAGGGGCUAUGUCAGAAGAGGACUUCAUAGAGGAGGCUGAAGUCAUGAUGAAACUCUCUCACCCCAAACUGGUCCAGCUGUAUGGGGUAUGCCUAGAGCAAGCUCCCAUCUGCCUGGUGUUUGAGUUCAUGGAACACGGCUGCCUGUCAGAUUAUCUUCGCAACCAGCGGGGACUCUUUGCUGCAGAAACCCUACUGGGCAUGUGCCUGGAUGUGUGUGAAGGCAUGGCCUACUUGGAGGAGGCAUGUGUCAUCCACAGAGACCUGGCUGCCAGAAAUUGUUUAGUGGGAGAAAACCAAGUCAUCAAGGUGUCCGACUUUGGGAUGACAAGGUUUGUCCUUGAUGAUCAAUACACCAGUUCCACAGGCACCAAGUUCCCGGUGAAGUGGGCAUCCCCAGAAGUCUUCUCCUUCAGUCGCUAUAGCAGCAAGUCAGAUGUGUGGUCAUUUGGUGUGCUAAUGUGGGAAGUCUUCAGUGAAGGCAAAAUCCCGUAUGAAAAUAGAAGCAACUCAGAAGUGGUGGAAGACAUCACUACUGGAUUUCGCUUAUACAAGCCCCGGCUGGCCUCCUCGAAUAUCUACCAGAUAAUGAAUCAUUGCUGGAAAGAGAAACCAGAGGACCGGCCACCUUUCUGCAGACUCUUGAGUCAACUGGCUGAAAUUGCAGAAUCGGGACUUUAGCAGAGACUCAGCACGAGGCAUGGGCUGCAGAUCCUGAAUGGGGGAAGCAAAUUCUCCCUUCAUAGAGCAUUAAAAGCUGCCACCAGCCCAGAACUCCUCAGAGGCAGCUGGCCUGUGGCGUCAGUCCCUAAGCCACCACAGAGGCAGCACCCUGACAGAGGCUGGCACCUGGCCACCAGCAGAAGGCUCAGCCCCUGAAUCGGGAGUGAGGCCAGAGCAGCAGCAAUGCCUUUACCCUCCUCCCAGCCUCUCAUCUUGUGUGGUUUGCAAACCUCAAUCUGAUAGCUUUCAGACAACAUUUCUUGCACUUCUUAGAGAAAAGGAGGGACAUGGUAGGACUGUGGUUGCUUAUUUUUAUUUCCAACAUGGAUCUAAAGUUUAUGGUCAAGGGAUUUUUACUUGGCCCCACAAUACAGAAUCCCAGGAUAUGGGGCAAGAGAAAUGACGAGUGUGAUGCUUUUUCAAGGAGAACUGGUGAAUUAAUUAAGGUCAGAAAGAGCGACUCAGCCGUUGUGAUGCUGUCAGCCACAGCUUCCUGCCGUAGAGGAUGAUGGAACAGCUGCUCACACAUGAGGCCAGAUAUUCUGAGAAGCAGCUUUAUGAGAUUUUACUCAUUGAGCACACUGCCACCUCCCUCCGUGAAGGGGCAUGAUGGACUGGGGUGAACAAUUUGGAUCCCGUGGUUGGAGGUGGCAUCUGCCCAGAAAGAGGGUAUCAGAUGGUAGGGUGUCAACUGGUACAGAGAAAGGCCUUAGGUUGAUACCACCCUGAUGCCCACUUUCAGUACCAAGCUGGGCAGGUGACGGUCCCUUUCCUCUGCACAGAAUGCUUCACAGCUAUCCUGGGAGAAGAUGAUCGCUUCUGAACACUGGCUCCUACUGGGACUCAGCCAUGGAUUCUUCUGACCUUUAGGUUUAGUUCCCUCUCUGCACUCUUCCACCCUCAUCAGCAGAGGGCAGCACUAUGCCGGGCAGAGUGGCCUUGCAGAGAUCCCGAAAGGUUCUUUAAGCCCUAGGAAUUUGCAACUUUAAGACAACGCUUCAAGUCUCUGAAAGUCUAGGAGAGGAAUGAAGGGUCUGUUCUCGCUCCAACCAUCUGGAUGGAAACUGAGUCAAGCACUGAGUGGGGUGCUUCCAAGAUGCACAAGGCAGCCUGUGGUCGAUUGAGCACUGAAAUAUGCAAGGUGAAUAUGUACUGAGCUACGGGCCUUAUCUGCAGAAUUUUAUUUCAUCCUGAGUUCACACCAACCCCAUGAGAAAGUAUCCUUAUUUCCAUUUUACAGAUGAUAAACCUGAGGCUUUAAAAAGCCAAGACAGCUCCCCUAAGUGACAGAGUUGUCUGUGACCAAUGCAGUUUCUGUAUUUCUAUUCAACACUGCCUCCUACUGAGGGUGAAAGGGGUUGCAGAGGAGGUAAAUAACAGCUGGGGGAGACCUAGAAAGCGAAUUAAAGAAGUCAACCACCAAGUAACGUUUCUCCCACAUAGACCAUUAUGGCUGGCUGUGUAGCCCUCCAACUUGGAAUAGGAUCUUCUUUUUCCCAUCUGGCUCCUCAUCUUUGUCAGAGGAUGGAGUUACUCGGUUAAUUAACCCUUUGAAUCACCCACCCCUCCAGAGUCAUAUUGCAUGAAGCCAUUUAUAGGUGAGCUAAGGCAGUUUUGGAAGAUCCUCCUGCAGGUGUAUAAAUGCUUCCUUUAAUUAUCAUUUUGGCUUUGAGCCAGCUGCAGUAUUCUUGGACAUUUUGUGGAGAAGGGUAUUCCCCGGUGUAAGAGAGAUUUCAUUUUCCUACAAUGUUCAGAUAAAAUUUUAGAGAGAUUCUUAGAUGGUGUUGCUAUUAGUUCUAUCUAAAUCGUGUGAUAUUUUGACCAGCUGAAGAUUCCAAUGCAUAACUUUUAACUAUAAUUAUUGUGAAACUGGUUGUCUCAAGAUAUCAUUGUAUCAAAUGUAUCAUUCAAAAGGUGAUCUGAUUCAACAUAUCCUAAAUCAUCCCUGUUUACUUUCUGGCAUUUUGUACAUUCUCUUGUGGAACCUUUAAUUAGAGAUGCUUUCUGGAACAUCCAGUCUAAAAGGAAAACAUCAAAAUUGAUUGAUUUCUGUGGCUUGGUUUCAAAACUUGCCCCUUGCAUGGUAUUAUUGUGUUCAAGCUCAGAUUCAUGGGGGACAUAACUGAACAUGUUAACUCCUCAGUGUCCUAUCCUGCAAAAUGGGCUUCCUGCCUGUUUUUUUCUACUCCAUUCACAGUUUGAAAAUGGUAUCAUGUGUUCCCAGGGAAUUCCCUUAUACAAGGUUUUGGUUCUAGAUGCAAUUUAUAGAUUUUGCAUUUUGUACCUUUUAAGACUAUUUAUAUUUGGAUGUAAUGAAUAUUUAUUAGUGUACAGUGAUUGCUAGUAUUCACAAUAAAAAUGUUACAAAUA
Canis lupus familiaris (dog) is the source of this 4275-nucleotide messenger RNA. RefSeq names its product IL2 inducible T cell kinase (gene ITK). The coding region runs from base 1 to 1863 and encodes 620 amino acids. Gene Ontology annotation, biological process: T cell receptor signaling pathway; peptidyl-tyrosine autophosphorylation; NK T cell differentiation. The record is from RefSeq and is a predicted model, not a curated record. The transcript is spliced from 17 exons. Lineage: Eukaryota; Metazoa; Chordata; Mammalia; Carnivora; Canidae. Gene Ontology annotation, molecular function: non-membrane spanning protein tyrosine kinase activity; ATP binding; protein binding.